CAAGCUUUUACUGUAUUUUCUCGACCCUUUCUACCAAGUCCCAACCCAAAUUUCAGGUACCUUUGCUCUAUUCUGAAGAAUGGAAGCCGGAGAGAGUUCUGGAGCGAAACCCUGUGACGAAGUCUGGGCGAAGCUUGUGCCAUCAGACUCAAGAUAUCCAGAUGUUGAGAUACGGUUAGAGUGUAUGGUUAUAUGCUCAGAUAUAACAUGUUCUUCACCUAAAAAGCAUGAGUGGUGCAAAAUAACGAGGAACUUGGACCUGUGUUCAGCGACAUUGCAGAAUCUGAGUUCAGAAACUAUAAUAGUUGAUGAAACGGUUCUUGGGAGAGAAGGUACAAUGGUAAUCAAUUGUGGGAGUGAAGUAAUUUCUGGGCCAAGUAGAGACGGUUACCUGUGUUAUAAAUUUGAAGUAAUGCCAACCCAGGAACUUUGCAACAGACGGUUAGAGAUCUCCUUAGAUGUUGAGAAUGCUAAAUGUAGCAUUUGCUUGAAUAUAUGGCAUGAUGUUGUGACUGUUGCCCCUUGUCUCCACAACUUCUGCAAUGGGUGCUUCUCGGAGUGGCUAAGAUGGUGUCAGGAGAAACGGUCAAGUGUUCUUUGUCCUCAGUGUCGAGCAGUUGUAUGUUAUGUUGGAAGAAACCAUUUCUUACACAAUAUUGAGGAGAAUAUACUUCAAAGUUAUUCGUCUUUAAAACGUUCCAGUGACGAAGUUGCGGCUCUAGAUGCACAAGCAUCUAUCAAGUCAAAUCUUGUUGUAAGGACUGGAAAAACUCGUCGAAAAAGGCCAUAUUCACCACCAAACGAGGAAAGUAUUGGCCCAGAGUUUCCUUGCCCUCAAUGUGGAACUGAGUUUGGUGGAUUCCAGUGUAAUCAGACUACAGCUCAUCUACAAUGUCAUGCAUGCGGGGGAAUGAUGCCAUCCAGAACUGAUAUUAGUGUACCACAACACUGUUUAGGAUGUGAUAGAGCUUUUUGUGCUGCAUAUUGGCAGGCUCUAGGGGUUGUUGGAAGUGACUUUCACACAGUUUGCAUUCCCGGGAGCUUCAAGCCUAUUUCAGAAUAUGCUAUAUCAAGAAUUCCUUUUUCAGCACACCAAAAUAAUCCAGUCGAGCAAGAUAUCACAGAAAGGUGCAUUAGACAGACUGGGAAGACAUUGCAGGAUAUUAUAUCAGAUUGGAUAGUUAAGUUGAACAACAGAGAAAUUGACCGAACAAGGAUGCCACUGAAUCAUGCGGAGAUGAUAACUUCUCGGACACACUUUUGCAACGAUUGCUAUGAGAAAUUGGUCUCAUACCUCUUGUACUGGUUUCGGGUUUCAGUGCCUAAAUAUCUUUUACCUCCUGAUGCAUCUCAAAGGGAGGACUGCUGGUAUGGUUAUACAUGUCGCACUCAACAUCAUAGUGAAGAGCAUCGUCGUAGAAGGAACCAUGUUUGUCGUCCUACUAGAGGAAGCAAUAUUUAAUUGUACCUACAGGUCUGAACAUGUUUUGUGAUACCCUAAGAGUCUUGUGUUG
Telopea speciosissima is the source of this 1514-nucleotide messenger RNA. Its product is annotated as E3 ubiquitin-protein ligase CHFR. Gene Ontology annotation, molecular function: metal ion binding; ubiquitin-protein transferase activity. Gene Ontology annotation, biological process: ubiquitin-dependent protein catabolic process; mitotic cell cycle checkpoint signaling; protein ubiquitination. Gene Ontology annotation, cellular component: nucleus. The transcript is spliced from 15 exons. Lineage: Eukaryota; Viridiplantae; Streptophyta; Magnoliopsida; Proteales; Proteaceae. Bases 80 to 1462 code for a protein of 460 amino acids. The record is from RefSeq and is a predicted model, not a curated record.